This is a messenger RNA of Ostrinia nubilalis (European corn borer), 708 nucleotides long. RefSeq lists its product as uncharacterized. NCBI's taxonomy places the organism in Eukaryota, Metazoa, Arthropoda, Insecta, Lepidoptera, Crambidae. The record is from RefSeq and is a predicted model, not a curated record. Bases 93 to 662 code for a protein of 189 amino acids. The transcript has a single exon.
AAACACAUCGCAUCGCAUAUCGUUGUUUACAUAUCCGGGCCUAUAUUUGGACGGGGUACAAUCAUCUCACAAACUAUCGUCAUUUCGCGAAGAUGCCCGAGAGAAAGUACGCCGUCGCGUGCGCACUUGUUUUUCUGUUGGAAAUAAGUUGUGUUGUGGCUUCAAGCAGUGAAGAUAAAUGCAUAGACUAUUACCAGACCGGAGAUAAUUUUGAUUUGAAUGAGUUGGAAGGCAGCCGGUUUGUAGUGUACUUCUGGCCGCCGAAUCAGAGGCAGAGGAGCAACUGCGAAGUGAUCACGUUUAAGAAGCUUUCGCGGCAAGAUGUGGAGACUGCAUACAGUGACUGUAAGAAGCUCGACGUAUCGAACCAGACUGUUGUACAAGCAUCGUAUGUGAACAAUGCUGGGAAAUCGAUGACACAUCUCUACUAUGGCGACGUCGAAGUGAAGCGGCAGUACCGAACUUGUGAACGCAUUUCAAAGUACAUAUUCAAGAGGGUCAGCGAUAACUAUGUGAUGGGGAUCAACUGUUCGGCGGGAGGGCGGGGACUGUUGCUGUCGAAGACUUUACCGAGCGCGUCCGAAGUGCAGUCGGUGGCUGACCAAAUUGAGAUCAUGAGUGGUCGAGAAGGUAGCCCAGACUGCAAGCUAUCAAGACGAUGAGUUUAAUGUUUUAUGAUUUAAGUAAAUACAAAGUUACUGAAACUGA